AUGCCAAUGGGACUCAAAGGAGCACCGGCCACGUUCCAGAGGAUAAUGGACGACUUCAAGAAAUAUAUAAGAGCAAGAUCUAUCUUCAUUUAUAUCGAUGACCUUAUUAUAACCUCUGAAACCCCAGAAGAACAUUUGGCGGAUAUCGACGAAGUGCUUGGUAAGAUCGAAAUAAUUGGCAUGAAGCUGAAGGCGUCGAAAUGUGAAUUCGCAAAGGAAGAGAUCAAGUUUCUGGGAUUUAUUCUAAGCAAAGAAGGAAUAAGGUCCAACCCGGACAAAACCAAAGCCAUCGACAACUACCCGCAGCCAACCAAUCCAACAGACGCGAUCAACAACGAGUUUCUGGGAGAUCCAUCUGCCUUGUCGCACGACUGCCUACCCGCGAAGAUCGCACAGGAUAAAGUGGAAAGACUGUUGUAUAAGGAGUGCGAAAACAUCAGAAAGGACAAGAGACGUGUGGGGACAACAACGCGAAAGGCAUGGCAAGAAAUAGAGAAUCACAUAGAAGAAAACGAGGGCGAGAACGAGACGCAGAAGCUCGACAUGCUUCACUACUUCCACAGAGAUGGUUACGAGUCAAGGCGCAGCACCAUAAAAAGGGCCAUUAAAAGCCUAGACAAUAAAAGCUGCACUAUGGAUCACGUACCUCGCAUUUACUCCCACUUCUCCGAUGGCGAAAGAUUCCUGCAGUUCCAGACUCCAGAUCUGCAUAUGUAUUACUCAACCGCAACCAUCGAAAAGGCGCAGAGGUUUGGGCUGUACGCACUUGUAGCGGACGGCGUGCACGAUCUCCAGCCCGAUGCAACAGCCAAGUGUGGACAGCUCUACACUGUGCACGGAGUAUGCAACGACACCAUGGACGCUCCCCUCCUGUAUGCCAUCACCACUACCAAGAACGAGAGGACAUACGAGUUGAUAUUCGCUCAACUGAAAGAAGAACUGCAGAGAUCAGGCCGCUUGGAUAGAUUGCGCGUGGUAUUGGACUUCGAAAGAGCUUCGAUAGGUGCAGCUCGAAAAGUAUUUCCCUUUGCUUCCGUCGAAGCACUUCACAGAAGAGUCCCAUCAUUGUAUCGGCCUGACUUACCAAGGAAUAAUGAAGCAUAUCAAAUAUGCGAGGAGUUCUUGCGCUACCUGAAGUCUACAUGGUAUGAGGGACCUUUUAAGGGAAUGUGGAAUAAGUGGGGCAUCAAGGAUACGCGAACGACAAACGCAGCUGAAGCGUUCCACAGGAACUUAGGCACGCUGCUAGAAUGCAAGUACCCCCUUAUGUCAAGGCUGCUUGAAGAACUGAAGAGUUGCAAUAAUAACGCUAAAGGAGAUUUUCUCAAUAUGGAAAGACGACCCACGGAUGGAAGACGGUUGAGGCGGAGGGAUUUGAGAAGGCGUGAGAAGAUACUCAAGAUGAUGGCGGCGUACAGAAGCAGAUUCGAAAGAAGAAACACAAUCAGAACGAGCACAAACCAGAUCAUGAAGUACUGCAGAAAGAUGGCAACGUUUGUAACAAGCAAAAUCAAUUGA
Cylicocyclus nassatus is the source of this 1518-nucleotide messenger RNA. The record is from the annotation of a GenBank genome assembly. Lineage: Eukaryota; Metazoa; Nematoda; Chromadorea; Rhabditida; Strongylidae.